CGCGUCGCCGCGUCAGCAACAGCUGUCCUGCAGCCCCGGGCCGGCCGCCACAGGGGGACAAUUACGUCCACGGUGUGGACCUUAAAACAAGACUUGCUUUUCCCUUUUUUUUUAACCCCUCCCGUUUUGGUCUUUUCCAAGUUUCGAGGAUCGAGUGGAACUACUUUUCUCACCGUGCAAGCUCUUUCUAGGGAAACCCUGGUGUGGUGGUAUCCCUUCGAGAUGCAAAGAUGGCAACCCUGCUCCCUCCCCCUGGCACCGCUCUCUUCCGCCCUUUCACCCAGGAUUCAUUGGAGGAGAUCAAGAGGCUUGCGGAGGAAGGAGAAAAGGCGGCAAAAGUAGACGCCCAUGGGGACGAAGAACCACCUACCCCACAUGCUGAUCUGGAGGCUGGCAAGAGUCUGCCCAUGAUCUUUGGUGACCCUCCACCAGAGAUGCUCAACACUCCUCUGGAGGACCUGGAUGCCUUCUACAAAGCACAGAAAACAUUUGUUGUGAUCACCAAGGGAAAUACUAUCUACAGGUUCAACGCUGAGCCGGCUUGUUACAUUCUGAGCCCCUUCAGCGUGGUCCGAAGGGGAGCCAUCAAAAUUCUCAUCCAUUCAUUAUUUAGCAUGUUCAUCAUGCUUACAAUUCUAUCCAACUGUGUAUUUAUGACGAUGAGUAACCCACCAGCUUGGAGUAAAACCGUUGAGUAUGUUUUCACUGGUAUUUAUACCUUUGAGGCAACAAUCAAGGUGUUGUCUAGAGGUUUCUGUGUUGGAUCUUUUACAUUCCUUCGAGAUCCGUGGAAUUGGCUGGAUUUCAUGGUGAUCAGCAUGGCAUACGUCACUGAAUUUGUCGACCUUGGAAAUGUGUCAGCCCUCAGAACAUUUCGUGUACUUCGAGCCCUGAAAACAAUUACUGUGAUCCCUGGUCUGAAAACGAUCGUGGGCGCUUUGAUCCAGUCAGUAAAGAAAAUGGUGGACGUCAUGGUUCUGACCGUCUUUGCACUUGCAGUUUUUGCCCUCGUUGGCCUUCAGCUUUUUAUGGGAAACCUGCGUCAAAAAUGUGUGCGAUGGCCCAUCCUGACAAAUGAAAGUUCAUUUGAAUUUCCCAACACCACCUCUACAUUUAAUGACACAUUCUUCUUCAAUGACACCAUGGCUGGCAAUGAUACCAUAUAUUCCAACAGUACUUUCAAUUUUAUUGAAUAUAUUGAAAACGCAGAGAAUCAAUAUUUUGUAGAGGGCAGCAAAGAUGCUCUACUUUGUGGUAACAGCUCCGAUGCUGGAAAGUGUCCGGAAGGAUUCACAUGCAUGAAGGCCGGGAGGAAUCCCGACUAUGGCUACACCAGUUUUGACUCUUUUGGUUGGGCUUUCCUUGCUCUCUUCAGACUCAUGACCCAGGACUUCUGGGAGAAUCUUUUCCAGCUGAUCUUACGAGCAGCGGGAAAGACAUACAUGCUGUUCUUUGUGGUGAUUAUCUUCCUGGGCUCCUUCUACCUCAUCAACCUCAUCCUGGCGGUGGUGGCCAUGGCCUACGAGGAGCAGAACCAAGCAUCUCAGCGAGAGGCCAUCGAGAAAGAGGAAGAGUUUCAGCGGCUGUUAGAGCAACUCAAAAAUCAGGAACAGGCUCAAGUCCAUGGAAGCCAAAGCACUCUGACUAGUAAGAAGUCAAUAAGUCAUCACACGGUAUCCGAGUUAGACAACGACGAGCAGCAUCUCAAACACGAUGAGAUUGUCAAGGACUGUAAUGGGAGAAUUAUCCCCCAUCUCUUGAUCAGAGCACCCACCAUGGAACAGUCUGCUGCAGAUUAUGAACUCAAAGCCCAGUCGUUGGACUCUGUGCACAGCAUGCUUUACCUGGACGAACCUGGCCUGACACAGAGAUCAGCCAGUGCUACGACUGUGCUUACAAGCAUCGCACGUGAAGAGUUGGAGGAGGCCCAGAGGCCAUGCCCACCUUGCUGGUACAAAUUUGCAGACACGUUCUUGAAGUGGAACUGUUGUGAAUCUUGGAUCGUCUUUAAAAAGUGGGUUAACUUUGUGGUGAUGGACCCCUUCGUUGACCUGGCUAUUACCAUCUGCAUUGUGCUCAAUACCCUCUUCAUGGCCAUGGAGCACUACCCCAUGACCGCGGAGUUUGACAACAUGCUCUCAGUUGGGAAUCUGGUUUUCACUGGGAUCUUCACUGCAGAAAUGGUUUUCAAGCUUAUUGCCAUGGAUCCUUACUACUACUUCCAAGUUGGCUGGAACAUUUUCGAUAGCAUCAUUGUCUCUCUCAGUCUGGUGGAGUUGGGACUAGCAAAUGUCCAGGGUCUGUCAGUGCUGAGGUCCUUCCGUCUGCUUCGUGUCUUCAAACUGGCAAAGUCCUGGCCCACACUCAGUAUGCUGAUCAAGAUCAUUGGUAACUCGGUGGGAGCUCUAGGAAACCUCACCCUUGUCCUGGCCAUCAUUGUCUUCAUCUUUGCCGUUGUGGGGAUGCAACUCUUCGGAAAGAGCUACAAGGACUGCGUGUGCAAGAUCUCCGAAGACUGCGAGCUGCCACGCUGGCACAUGCAUGACUUCUUCCACUCAUUUCUCAUCGUGUUCCGCAUUCUCUGCGGGGAGUGGAUUGAGACGAUGUGGGACUGCAUGGAGGUGGCUGGACCUGCCAUGUGCUUAGUGGUCUUCAUGAUGGUCAUGGUCAUUGGAAAUCUAGUCGUGCUGAACCUGUUCCUGGCCUUGCUGCUCAGCUCCUUCAGCGGGGACAACCUCUCUACGGGGGACGACGACGGAGAGUUGAACAAUCUCCAGAUCGCCAUCGGCCGGAUUACGCGGGGCCUUGACUGGCUGAAAGCGUUUGCCGUUGGAAAGAUCCUGCAGAUGCUCGGCAGGGAGCCCAAGGAGCCGGACGAGGGCCCGCCGGAUGACGCCAACCCCAAAAGUGAAGAAAUUGAAAUGAACCAUUUGGACGCCUGUGAGACUGUAAAGAUGGCAGACGGGAUACUGGAUUGCGACGUUGACAAGCAGCCCUGCAGACUUACUGUGGAUGGAGAGUUCAGUCUCAGUGUGCCGAUCGCCGAGGAAGAAUCAGACUUUGAAGAUCUGAGUGAAUAUGAGUAUGAGGACGAUGAUGCAGAUGAGGCUGAAAACACAGAGAUCACAGAUGACGGAAAAGAUCAGCAGAAUACACUGAUGGGUGCUCUGAACGACGACGACUCUUCAGUGUGCAGCACAGCGGACUAUCAGCCAUCCGAGCCUGAACCAGAAGAAGAGGAAGAGGAAGAAGAAGAGCCCGUGGAACCAGAGGCCUGCUUCACUGAAAACUGCGUGAGGAGCUGGCCGUGUCUGACGGUGGACAUCACUCAGGGCAAAGGCAAAAAAUGGUGGAAUCUCCGUAAGACCUGCUUCACCAUUGUGGAGCACGACUGGUUUGAAACCUUUAUCAUCUUCAUGAUCCUCCUGAGCAGCGGAGCUCUGGCCUUUGAAGACAUUUACAUAGAGGAGCGCCGGACCAUCAAAAUCAUUCUGGAGUUUGCAGAUAAGGUUUUCACCUACGUCUUUGUCAUUGAGAUGAUCCUUAAAUGGGUGGCAUAUGGUUUCAAGACCUACUUCACAAACGCUUGGUGUUGGUUGGACUUUUUCAUUGUGGAUAUUUCUCUGAUCAGUUUAGUUGCCAACUGGAUGGGCUUCUCUGACCUUGGACCAAUCAAAUCUCUCAGAACUCUCAGAGCACUGAGGCCUCUUCGAGCGCUGUCCAGAUUUGAAGGGAUGAGGGUGGUGGUGAACGCUCUUGUCGGAGCGAUUCCCUCCAUCUUCAAUGUGCUGCUGGUGUGUCUGAUUUUCUGGCUCAUCUUCAGCAUCAUGGGAGUUAAUUUGUUUGCCGGGAAGUUCUACCGCUGCAUCAACACCACCACGGAGGAGCUUUUGCCCAUGUCUCAGGUCAACAAUCACAGCGAGUGCAUGGCUGUGAAAGAAGCCACACAGGAGGCCCGCUGGGUCAACGUCAAAGUCAACUAUGACAAUGUUGGACAAGGCUACCUGUCCCUGCUGCAAGUGGCAACUUUUAAAGGUUGGACGGACAUCAUGUAUGCAGCUGUGGACUCUAGGGAGGUUGGGGAGCAGCCGUCCUACGAAAUUAACCUUUAUAUGUACUUAUACUUUGUUAUCUUCAUCAUCUUUGGCUCUUUUUUCACCUUAAACCUCUUCAUUGGUGUUAUUAUUGACAAUUUCAACCAGCAAAAGAGAAAGUUUGGAGACAAAGACAUCUUUAUGACUGAGGAGCAAAAAAAAUACUAUGAAGCCAUGAAGAAACUUGGCUCCAAGAAGCCACAGAAGCCAAUUCCACGUCCGACGAACCUGAUCCAGGGCAUGGUGUUUGACUUCAUCAGUCAGCAGUUCUUUGACAUCUUCAUUAUGGUGCUCAUUUGCCUCAACAUGGUCACCAUGAUGGUGGAAACAGAUAACCAGAGUGCAGAGAAGGACGAUUUUCUCUUUAAACUAAAUGUGGCCUUCAUCGCCGUCUUCACUGGAGAGUGUGUGCUGAAGCUCUUUGCACUGCGGCAGUACUUCUUCACCAACGGCUGGAACGUUUUUGAUUUCAUCGUGGUCAUCUUGUCUAUAGCUGGUACAAUGCUCUCAGACAUAAUUGAGAAGUACUUUGUGUCACCAACUCUCUUCAGAGUGAUUAGACUGGCCAGGAUCGGCAGGAUUCUGCGUCUUAUUAAAGGAGCUAAGGGUAUUCGGACACUUCUCUUUGCUCUGAUGAUGUCACUUCCUGCCUUAUUCAACAUUGGCCUUCUGCUUUUCCUCAUCAUGUUCAUAUUCUCCAUCUUCGGAAUGUCAAACUUUGCCUACGUGAAAAAGCAGGCUGGAAUCGACGACGUUUUUAAUUUUGAAACGUUUGGCGGUAGCAUUAUCUGCUUGUUUCAGAUCACGACAUCGGCCGGCUGGGAUGGACUUUUACUUCCCAUGUUGAACAGGGAGUAUCCGGACUGCGAUCCCAACUUUGAAAAUCCAGGCACGGAUGUAAAGGGUAACUGUGGCAACCCAGGCAUGAGUAUGAUGUUCUUCUGCAGCUACAUCAUCAUUUCCUUCUUAGUGGUGGUCAACAUGUACAUUGCCAUCAUCUUAGAGAACUUCAAUGUGGCGCAGGAGGAAAGUGGUGAUGCACUCUGUGAGGAAGACUUUGAGAUGUUCAAUGAAACCUGGGAAAGGUUUGACCUAACUGGAGCUAUGUUCAUUGAGUAUAGCCAGCUCUCAGAUUUUUGUGACGCCUUGCAGGAGCCGCUGAAGGUUGCUAAGCCCAACAAGCUUCGCCUGAUUGAAAUGGAUUUGCCCCUCGUUAUCGGAGACAGGAUCCACUGCCUGGAUGUUCUGUUGGCUGUUACACAGUUGGUACUUGGAGACACGGUGGAGAUGGCAGCGAUGCGGAAGAGCAUUCAGGCUAAGUUCAUCCUAAGCAACCCCACCUCAGACUCCUUUGCUCCAAUAACCACAACGGUGCGCCACAAAGAAGAGAAGAUGGCUGCCAUCAUCAUUCAGAGUGCUUACCGCACCCAUCUUCUGAGGCGCUGCGUCCAUCACGCUGCUUUCAUGCACCGAUCAAAGAGGGGGAGGAAGGAUGAAGGGGAAGAGCCGCCGGAAAAAGAGGGGUUGCUUGCACGAAGGAUGGGGAUUCUCUAUGGGAGUAAUGCAGACCUUGCUGAGGAAAUGGAUCAAGAGGCUUCAGAGACUCUAGCAAGCGAGCAGCAUCUUAACCCCGAGAAUCUGUCACUUGAAGCGGCGCAGAGUGGUCAGGAGCCUCCUGAGCCAAUUAGGAUUGUGGUUCCUGUAGAAAUUACUAAUGAGGUCUUACUACAUUCUGCCCCCGACCGUCAUCUUUUGACCUCCCAAGCAAACCUGAAGGAGUCGGUUGUAUAACAAACUGUUCAAGAUAAUCAUGUCUCCCCCCUGUUGUUUUGCACCAGUAAACCAGAGUACUAAUUAACACAAAGUGUCACUAGUUUUCCACGUUAGACGAACAAAUUACGCGAUCCUAACAGAUGUUUAGAUGUGUUUAUUUUUGUCUCUAAUUCUAGCCAAUAAAUGUGGCCAGAGUUUGACAAUGUAGGAUGAAAUAUCACUGUGGACCAGAAUCUGUGAUAUAGUUGAUUUUAUAACACAACCAUGAAGCUGCAAGGUAAAGGAAGCUUACUCACCAUAUCUCAUUGAUGGUUCUUGUCCAGAAGACAGAGGACUGAACACCAAUGUAUUUUUUAAUAAUGUACCAUAAUGGUUGAAGCCUUUAUUUAGGUCAGCGAUAGCUUUGCUUGUGAACUGGCUUGUACCGGGAGUACAUCUGUUACUGAAGAGGAGCAUGAACGUCACACGGCAGAAUCGGAGUCUUCCUCCAUUGGUGUACAGGAUUUAAAGAUGUCUAUGAAAUGCACAGAGUUUACAAGUUUCAGGAGCAAGCUACUGUAAUCAAGGGUUUUGACUUUUGAGUCGAAACUCCAAGUUUGUAUUUUUGUCUUACAACUGCCUCAGUUUUAAUUUAAUGAAAUUCAUUUUGUCCAUGGCUUUACAAUUUAAUUUGUUGAUUCUUUUCAUCGGAUAAGAAUAUUAAGGUUUUUUUACAGGUAUGUCAAGUAUUUAAAAAACCUAAAUAUUCUUGUCCGACGAAAAGAAUCAACAAAUUAAAUUGCCUCAGUUUUAUAAAAAACACAUCACCACAUCCUCAUGAAAGCCAGGUCGAAUCUCAGCUUGUUCCCGUUUUAAAUGACAUUUGCAGUCACCACAUUUGUUUCAAUCUGUAAAACUGUUAUCCAAUUGUUCCCCCCCCUGCUCUCCGUAGUCAUUUGUGUGUGUUUGUGUUUCCCCCUAUUUCUUGUAAUUGGAUACUAAACAACUUUACAUGGAAAAUGUACUUUGUAUACUUUAUAUCGUCACCUCCACGACACGUAUCGGAACGUCUGACGUCACGUUGACACGUUGACACUAUAUGUAAAUGAUUAACUUCAAAAAUGAGAUAUAUUUUACAAGAUUACCAGUUAUUACAGUACCUAAUGGGAUUAACAUCCGUUCCUGAUGAGCUUCUUUAAAAAAGCACUUUUUACAGUGGAAAGAAAAGCAUGUGAACUGUUUGGAAAUGACUGCUUCUCUGCAUUAUUAUUCAUUAUUAUGCCACAUCAUGUGAUCAGCUCUUGUUAGCCACAAUAAUAGACAAACAAUGUGCUUAAAGGAAUAUUCCAGUGUUGCAUUAACCCGGGGUUUAUUACUAGGGCAGGGGUCGGCAACCCGUGGCUCUAGAGCCGCAUGCGGCUCUUUAGCGCCGCCCUAGUGGCUCCUGGAGCUUUUUCAGAGCUUUUUCUUUUCCUUUUUUUCUUAUUUUUUUUCUUUUUUUUCUUUUUUUCUCUUUUUUCCUUUUUUUCUU
Cololabis saira (Pacific saury) is the source of this 7377-nucleotide messenger RNA. It is a transcript of the gene scn4aa, whose product is annotated as sodium channel, voltage-gated, type IV, alpha, a. Bases 231 to 5885 code for a protein of 1884 amino acids. Gene Ontology annotation, molecular function: voltage-gated sodium channel activity; protein binding. Gene Ontology annotation, biological process: neuronal action potential; sodium ion transmembrane transport; membrane depolarization during action potential. The record is from RefSeq and is a predicted model, not a curated record. The transcript is spliced from 26 exons. Gene Ontology annotation, cellular component: plasma membrane; axon; voltage-gated sodium channel complex. NCBI's taxonomy places the organism in Eukaryota, Metazoa, Chordata, Actinopteri, Beloniformes, Belonidae.